CUUUUCUCUACAGUCUACAUGGACCUAGAUCUUUUUAAUAUUUUUUCCUUUCGUGACCCAAAAUAUUCAAUAUUAAGCAAAAUAGUUCAUUAUCUUUCCAAGUUUAGUCUUCCUAGAUUUAUAAGAUCUACAAAUCAUGGCAAACGUGGCUGUGAUUUUGUGGAUGAUCAUCUUGUGCUGCCAAACACACUUUCUGAAAAGCCAAUCUUUACGUCAAAAUCAAACCUGGCCGACAAGAGUCUACCCCGGACAUCUGAGUUUCCCGGACCAUAAAGAUUUGUACUACAUCGGUAGCCAUCUGGACGGAAGGCUGAUCUCUCCAUAUGAUCAGACCUACAUGAACAUGUCCUACUCAAGAAAUAUUCGAAAGACUAAACUACCCGGGCUGAUCAUUUUGCCUUACACAGUGGAAGAUGUGCAGCGUAUGGUCAUCUACGCACGAAGCCACAAUUUGCAUUUGACCGUCCGAUCGUCUGGCCACGAUUACAUCGGCCGCAGUACGCAUGACGGAAGUAUGAACCUCUACUUGACGUCUAUGAACAAAAUACAAGUGAAUCUGAACUCGGCCAGAAAUCCAGCGGGGGAGGUGAAAGUGCAAAGCGGCGCGUCUUGGUUGCAAGUCUAUACAGAGGUGGAUAAGAUCAGGGGGGCGGACGCCACGGGAACACAAACAGUAGGGCGCGUUGUUGUUGGGGGCUCAGCACACACUGUUUGCAUGGGUGGCUACACACAGGGCGGUGGUCACAGCCCCAUUAGUAGGAAGUUUGGGCUGGCAGUGGACAACCUCCUGGAGGCAACCAUCGUGACUGCUGAAGGCAAAAUCCGUGUGUUAAACUUCACCCAAACCCUCACUUACGACUUCGACGGCUCCGUCCACGUGACCAACGACACAGACCUCUUCUGGGCCAUCCGUGGAGGUGGAGGGGGCACCUGGGGUGUGGUGGUGGACUUUACCUUCAAGUUACAUUACCCGCCCGAGAGGUUCCGAAAUGUACUAGCGGUCAUUCCUCUUUUUGACCAAACAGGAAAUGCAAUCAACAAGAAAGCGGUCGAGGAUGUAUUCAGUAUCCUCAACGGUCUAUCUCCCGAAUGGGGUGGCUACAUUUACACAGGCAACGAACCUGUGGCCGGAACACAAUUCGUUGGUAGCCUCAUGAUUUUCAUGAAUCAUUUCGGCUCGAAUUCAUCUGAAUCAAACAACGAGAUAUCAUCAAUCCUUCACCACCCAAGUGUCAUAUACACAGAAGAUCAUUACUAUAAUAGUUUUUUAAACUAUGAGGUGCACGCCGUAGACGCUGAAUACUCAUUAACGUACGUUUUCAACAGUUUGAUCCGGAAGGAAGUCCUGCAUCAGCAGACGUCACGCGCGCAGUUUGUUGACACGCUGCACGAGCUUCUCAAGGACAGCAUCACGUGCAUGAACGUGAUGAUUGGAGGAAACAUGGCAGUCCAGUAUGGAGGUAGCACUCCUGUCCACUCAGGGCUGAGGAACGGAAUCUUCUCUACAUCCUGUGCUAAAUCUUGGCCCAUCAGCGUAGGUUACGCCGACGAGCAAGGUAUAGACACGGCGCUGAGAGGCGCACAGAAACUCUACGCCUAUGGCUACGGCUCCUACAUUAAUGAACCGGCAGAAGAUAUGCCCGACUGGAAGCUAAGGUUCUGGGAAAAUCAGACGACAUAUAACAGGUUGUUGAGUGUCAAAAAGAAGGUGGAUCCUGACAACUUCUUUUGGUGCCACAACUGCGUGGGGUCAGAUCUAGGUCGAGGCUAUGCCCCAGCCAAUAUACAAGGGUUACCUGGCAUGGUCAGUGGAACGUUUCAUCCGGAGGUGGAGUUUGACCAGAUCAUAACGUCAUCGAAUACCCACCCAGUAAACGUCAUUAUUGGAUGACCUAUGUUUUAGUCCAGUUUUAGUCACUAAUAAAUGCAUUUAAAAAAAAAAGAUCUAUCUUUUAU
Messenger RNA from Biomphalaria glabrata, 1956 nucleotides. RefSeq lists its product as uncharacterized. Gene Ontology annotation, molecular function: FAD binding; oxidoreductase activity. The record is from RefSeq and is a predicted model, not a curated record. Lineage: Eukaryota; Metazoa; Mollusca; Gastropoda; Planorbidae. The transcript is spliced from 10 exons. Bases 137 to 1891 code for a protein of 584 amino acids.